This is a messenger RNA of Vitis riparia (riverbank grape), 1617 nucleotides long. Its product is annotated as ERBB-3 BINDING PROTEIN 1-like. The coding region runs from base 163 to 1338 and encodes 391 amino acids. NCBI's taxonomy places the organism in Eukaryota, Viridiplantae, Streptophyta, Magnoliopsida, Vitales, Vitaceae. The transcript has 10 exons. The record is from RefSeq and is a predicted model, not a curated record.
UCCCACAAACCCAUAUAUACCCAGAGUGGCUUGAAAGAAUCAAAAGUCCAGGCCUCCCCAUCUCUUUAAACCCUAGCUCAACCCUACCCUUUUGAUCCUUUCCUUUGCUUUUGUCCAUUCUUCGAAUUACUUGGUUCUUGGGUAUUUGUAGCUUUGGUGAAUAUGUCGGACGAUGAACGAGAAGAGAGAGAGUUGGAUCUCACCUCGCCUGAGGUUGUUACCAAGUAUAAAACCGCUGCUGAAAUUGUCAACAAGGCCUUGCAGGUGGUGCUGUCGGAAUGCAAACCGAAAGCCAAGAUUGUAGACGUAUGCGAAAAGGGCGAUGCAUUCAUCAGAGAGCAAACUGGGAAUGUAUACAAAAAUGUCAAGAAGAAGAUCGAGAGGGGUGUUGCAUUUCCGACUUGCAUUUCAGUAAACAACACUGUUUGUCACUUCUCACCACUGUCAAGUGAUGAGACAUUGUUGGAAGCAGGUGAUAUAUUAAAGAUCGAUAUGGGAUGUCACAUAGAUGGGUUUAUUGCAGUAGUAGCCCAUACUCAUGUUCUCCAAGAUGGGCCAGUGACAGGUAGAGCAGCUGAUGUUAUUGCAGCAGCAAACACUGCUGCUGAAGUUGCAUUGAGACUUCUGAGGCCUGGAAGGAAGAACAAGGAAGUAACAGAUGCUAUUCAGAAGGUGGCUGCUGCCUAUGACUGCAAGAUUGUUGAAGGUGUUCUCAGUCACCAACUAAAACAGUUUGUGAUUGAUGGGAACAAGGUUGUAUUGAGUGUGCCCAGUGGUGAAACCCGAGUUGAUGAUGCAGAAUUUGAAGAGAAUGAAGUUUAUGCAGUUGAUAUAGUCAUCAGCUCUGGUGAUGGAAAACCUAGGCUGUUGGAUGAGCGGCAAACAACCAUAUAUAAAAGAGCAGUGGACAAAAAUUAUCACUUGAAAAUGAAGUCGUCAAGGUUUAUCUUCAGUGAAAUAAAUCAAAAGUUCCCCAUCAUGCCAUUUACAGCCAGGGCUUUGGAAGAGAAGAGGGCUCGUCUGGGUCUAGUGGAAUGUGUGAACCAUGAUCUUUUGCAGCCAUACCCUGUUCUCCAUGAGAAGCCUGGUGAUUUUGUUGCCCAUAUUAAAUUCACAGUUCUGUUAAUGCCAAAUGGGUCGGACAGGAUCACAUCCCAUCCUUUGCAGGAGCUGCGGCCCACCAAGACAAUAGACAAUGACCCUGAAAUCAAGGCUUGGUUGGCACUUGGGACAAAGACAAAGAAGAAAGGUGGUGGGAAAAAGAAGAAAGGUAAGAAAGGUGACAAAACAGAGAAUUCAGGCGAAGCCGAACCCAUGGAUGCAGCAUCUCAAGAAUGAGGAAUUUUCCAUUCUCAGAGCUUGUUUUGGCUGGUUGCAGACUUGCAGUUAAAAAGGUUCCUAGAAGGAGAACCCUGACAUGAAGCUCUGUUGGGGGUUCUGGUGUGUGUGUGUGUGGGGGCUGGGGUUGGGGUUGGGGUUGAUGUAAUAUAAUGCACAUACGCAUCCUUUCCCCAUUCCAAUACUUGUUCCUCUUAACUUUCCAAAUUGUCCACACACAGUGUGAAACAAAGAGAUGCAUAAAUAUUUUUCAGGCUUCAAAAUACAUGUUCAAGAUGU